Molecule: messenger RNA, 1036 nt
Organism: Suillus bovinus
Lineage: Eukaryota; Fungi; Basidiomycota; Agaricomycetes; Boletales; Suillaceae
Product: tryptophan synthase beta subunit-like PLP-dependent enzyme
Exons: 13
Cellular component (GO): cytoplasm
Molecular function (GO): cysteine synthase activity
Source: RefSeq, a predicted model, not a curated record
CCUCCCUGGUAUUCCAACACGGUUGUCCGUCAUAUCACGUUUGGCAUCAUCAUCGGAUUUACUUUGUCUGUAACGUCCACGUCCAUAUCAUCAUACUGGCGCUGCCGACGACGUCAAAGCCUUUCGCAGGAGCAACAUGAGUCUCAGCCAAUUCAUUUGAGAAGCAAUGAAGUCGUGUAUGGUGUCACUGGAUUGAUAGGAAAUACGCCUUUGAUGAGGAUCAACUCAUUGAGUGAUGCUUUGGGAGUCGGGAUUCUUGGAAAGGCAGAGGACCGAGUUGUUCUGCGCAUAAUCGAGGACGCGGAACGACAAGCGAUUAUCAUGCCGGAUGAUGUGGCCCAAGAGAAGGUUAAUGCAUUACAGGCUCUUGGAGCUGAUGUCAAGCGCGUUCGUCCUGCUAGCAUCUAUGUGAAUAUCGCAAGACAAGCAGCCAUCGAAUUCGGACGUUCAGAUAUAGUAAAAGGCUUGGAGGAUGCCCAUGAAAACCAUGAGCUCCAUACAGGUUCUGCAUCUCUAGUGGUGACGAGUACAUCGACGCACGUUAAUGCAGAAGGCACCAGUGAUGACCCAUUGAAUGAAGAUCUGCUAAAGAAGCCAAGGGGCUUCUUUGUCGAAGGUGCUUGCCCUGAUAAAUUUAUGAAUUGCAGCAAUUUUGAAGCCCAUUACGACGGGACCGGUCCAGAAAUUUGGCGUCAAACUAAUAGUCAUGUUGAUGCAUUUGUAUCUGGAGCAGGGACGGGCGGAACGAUCGCAGGCAUUGGACGAUUUCUCAAAUUGAUGGACGAGGAGGUGCAGGUCGUCCUAGCGGACCCAGAGGGCAGCGGGAUUUAUAAUAAGGUCAAGCAUGGCGUAUUAUGCGAUUCUGGCAACAGACAUUAUUCCAAGGUGAGUGCAUGGUAUCCGGGAAGACAAAAUACUCCCUAACGCGUUUGUGCCUGGGCCGUUAUCAGUUCUGUAAUGACGAUCACUUGCGUAAAGCUAAUAUCCCGGUUGACCGCAGUAUAAUUGACGAUCUACGCUCAACCUGGUUCUGGAG